This is a messenger RNA of Homalodisca vitripennis (glassy-winged sharpshooter), 1273 nucleotides long. Its product is annotated as procathepsin L-like. The coding region runs from base 121 to 1122 and encodes 333 amino acids. Gene Ontology annotation, biological process: immune response. Gene Ontology annotation, cellular component: lysosome. The transcript is spliced from 7 exons. The record is from RefSeq and is a predicted model, not a curated record. Gene Ontology annotation, molecular function: cysteine-type endopeptidase activity. Lineage: Eukaryota; Metazoa; Arthropoda; Insecta; Hemiptera; Cicadellidae.
ACACAAUGAACAGUUCACAUUGUGUGAUAACGAUUAUCUAUGGGACCGGCUAUAUAUAGGCUGUGCCGAGUCUAGCGCCAGUAUCAGGCUGACUUAGUUGAUAAAUUAACCAAGAACAACAUGAAGUUUCUUCUUCUGUCAGCCCUUGUGGCAGUUGCACUGUCGCAGCCCCUGGAAGUUUCUGAACAGGACCUUGCCCAAUGGGAAAUGUUCAAGAUACAACACGAGAAGGAAUACGCGACUGAGCAGGAGGAAGAACAGAGGAAGUCGAUAUUUCUGAACAACCUCAAGUUUGUUGCUGAACACAACGCCAAAUUUGACAAAGGAGAAGUCACCUUUGAUGUUGAAAUCAACAAGUUUGCCGACUUGACAACUGAAGAGUUCGCGGCCGUGAUGAACGGUCUGGUGGUGCCCGAAGGAUACGAGAGGUCUGGAGAGGCUUUCGAAGACUCAGAGGACAUCGAGCUUGCCAAGAACGUUGACUGGAGGAAGAAGGGAGCCGUCACCGGAGUCAAGGACCAAGGACAGUGUGGAUCCUGCUGGGCUUUCAGUGCAACUGGAAGUCUUGAGGGCCAACACUACCUGAAGACUAAGAAGCUGGUGUCUCUCAGUGAACAGAACCUCGUGGACUGCUCAGAUGCCGAAGGAAACCAAGGAUGCAACGGCGGGCUCAUGGACCAGGCUUUCACUUACAUCCAGAAGAACAAAGGAAUUGACACAGAGGCAUCUUAUCCUUAUGAGGCUGAGGAUGACACAUGCCGCUACAAGGCCAAGAACAAGGGAGCCACCGACAAUGGAUAUGUCGACAUCACCUCAGGCAGCGAGAAGGCUCUGCAGAAGGCUGUAGCCAAGGUUGGACCGAUCUCAGUCGCCAUCGAUGCUAGCCACAACUCCUUCCAGCUGUACAAGAGCGGAGUGUACAAGGAGCCUGAUUGCUCUUCCUCUAGUCUUGACCACGGUGUUCUGGCUGUUGGCUACGGCACAGCCAAGAAGGGCGGCGCCUACUGGCUGGUGAAGAACUCCUGGGGAACUGGCUGGGGAAUGAACGGCUACAUCAUGAUGGCCAGGAACCACCACAACAUGUGCGGUAUCGCCACAAUGGCCAGCUAUCCCAAGGUUUAAAACUGCAUCCCACAUCUUGUUGAAAGACACACAUUAAGACACCAAUCAGUUAAAUAAAACUUUAAUAUUAGUUAAAAAUUGUACUAUGUUUAAUUAACAACCCUUUAUUAUGAUAAUUGAACUUCAGAAAAUAAAGUUUUUUUUAAGUGAG